Messenger RNA from Caenorhabditis elegans, 921 nucleotides. RefSeq names its product BRCT domain-containing protein (gene F33H12.1). Bases 1 to 921 code for a protein of 306 amino acids. The transcript is spliced from 6 exons. Lineage: Eukaryota; Metazoa; Nematoda; Chromadorea; Rhabditida; Rhabditidae. The record is from RefSeq and is marked reviewed.
AUGCUGGCUUUCGAGAUCCUUUCCAAGUCUGGCAUGAUUGUAUCGCUAGACUGGUUAGUAGGAUGUUUGGAUGACCCAACUCAAGUGGAUUCUGACUGGAAGUUCAUCAUGACUGGUAUACAAUUUGAGAACAAGACACAUUACGAUACUAAAUCGAUUCCGAUGAGACGAAUCGAGACUACAUGGCUUGUAAUUUCAAAUUCCGAUUUCCACAGCUACCGCCCCGGAUACCACAAUCUCAACGACUUCACCCACUUUGCCGCAAUCCCUAAUACACCUGCAUCCAACGUCUUAUCCCUUGACUUAAGCAAACUGCUGGUAUUUGAAGCCCUCGCCAAGCCUGGCAUGAUCGUGUCCCUCGAUUGGCUUGACGCGUGUCUGGAUGACCCGGCUGCGGUUGAUCUGGACUGGAAGUUUGCAUUGACGGAUGUUUGCUUCGAGAACAACACGUACGCCAAUGCGAUUACGAGAAUGAAACGGGAUCUUCAUAGAAAGAGACCCCCACUCUUCUACGGUUUCAACUUUACGAUCCUUCCCACCACCAACCGUCGGAUGCAAGCUACCCGUGAAUUUUGGAACCGGAUUAUCGAAGGCUUUGGCGGGACAUGUUCAAUGUCUCCGAUUCCUGGAGAAGCUGGAAAGAUCCCUUAUCAUCUUGUGAAGAGAAACUUGAAGGUUCCUUCGGCCUCCAUCGACAGUUCCGUCGUUCUCUACUUCAAUGAUAGUGUGCUUCACGAAAAAUGGACAUUUGCUAAUAACUGCAUCUCAUUCCUCGGAAUGGGGUGGCUUGUGGAGUGCAUCGUCCGCUAUCGACUCAUCCCAUCGGAUCAUCCGUCGUUGAAGUAUGAGGCUGAUCCACAGUACCUGCCCGUGAUCUUCGAGAAGUUUGCAGCUGACAUGGAAGAAAACUCGCGGGGCUGA